Molecule: messenger RNA, 799 nt
Organism: Ipomoea nil (Japanese morning glory)
Lineage: Eukaryota; Viridiplantae; Streptophyta; Magnoliopsida; Solanales; Convolvulaceae
Product: transmembrane protein 220
Exons: 3
Coding region: 331-783 (150 amino acids)
Source: RefSeq, a predicted model, not a curated record
UGAGGACCACCUUGUUGGCAUUCAUCUCCAGACAGUGAAUAGUGCAUCCAAGAUUGAAUUUCUUAGGACCACUUGACACUUGACAGCCCUAUGACCAAACCCAGACUGAACAGUCAAGUAGAUCCACCCAUUUACCAUCUAAUCUUCUUGGUUGAACACAGUAAAAAAUAAAAAAUAAAAAUGCAACCUUUGACUUUCCAAACUGCAUAUGUUUGAAUCUUGAUUUGAACCCAGAAUUUCCUGUCUGGGUUUUGGAUUGGACAAUAAAAAAUUAACAUAUGGGAUUAUAUAACUUCAAGAAUCCCAAACCAAACAUGUGUGUUUGAGAAAAUGGUUGGAGGGUUAUCAGUCUUCAGGGUGUGUUCAAUCCUAAUGGCUUUCCUUUUUGCAAUGUCUGCAUCUUUCCAGUUGAAUGAUCCUGAUCGGUACCUGUGGAUCCCUCUAUACUCGAGUGCAACCAUUGUGAACUCGGUCAAUGGGGCGAGCAACCUGAUGGCAGUCAGAAAACUAGCAAAAUGUACAUUUUGGCUGGGGAUUAUACUGUUCAUCAAACUAAGCAUUCUUGAUCAGAAUAAUGGGAUAGUUGGGCUAUGGUCAAUGGAUAUGAGGGAGAGGGCUGUGAGAGAGAAGCUGGGAAGUGGACUGGUUAUCAGCUCUAUGUGUUUACACCUAAGAAACUCAACUCCAAAACAUCUCGACUAUGGAAUGCUAACCUUGGUGGUGGUGAGCUAUGGGCUAUGUUCUGCUUUCUUUGUGGUCCACAGGCAGGAGAUGAAGUUCUGAUACUACCUGCAGAUCU